CUAUCCAGGUGAAAUUGCUGUGAAAUCAUGGCGAAGCACUGGAGUUUCACCUGUUUAGUGGCACUAGCCUUGCUAGGAUGCUCAGUUAGAACCCAAGCUCAAGAAAAAGCUCAGAACUCGCAAGACCCUUCACCACGGAUGGUAAAAGGCGCCUCACCACCUCAAAAUCCACAACGACAAGAUCCACCACCACCAUGGAUCCCUCAAAAUCCACAACGACAAGAUCCACCACCACCAUGGAUCCCUCAAAAUACACAACGACAAGAUCCACCACCACCAUGGAUCCCUCAAAAUACACAACGACAAGAUCCACCACCACCACCAUGGAUCCCUCAAAAUACACAACAACAAGUUCCACUACCACCAUGGAGUUUUCAGCAUGAUAAUGCGCCGCAGGUUCAACAAACUCCACAGCGAAGGUUUCAUAAAACAAAUGCUUCUUUACAAUAUGAUCAGAAAACGCAGGUGCCACAGACACCUUACAAACCAAGUGUGGUAAAGCAGCCUGCAGCACAGAGUUGUGUCGUUGCAGAAAACGUGAGAAUCCCAUGUGGAAGUUCUGAUAUCUCUGCCGCUGGAUGUGAAGAUAUAAACUGCUGCUUUGAUGGACGACAGUGUUACUAUGGAAAGGCAGUGACUGUCCAGUGCACCAAGGAUGCCCAGUUCAUCGUGGUUGUGGCCAAAGAUGCCACUCUGCCCAACAUUAACCUCGAGUCAAUCUCACUGUUGGGACAAGGGCAAGGCUGUACACAUGUUGAUUCUAAUUCAGACUUUGCCAUCUACAACUUUCCUGUUUCUACCUGUGGCUCUGUUGUUAUGGAAGAACCUGGUGUUAUAAUCUAUGAGAACAGGAUGUCUUCCUCAUUUGAAGUGGGAGUUGGGGAUCGUGGAGCCAUUACCAGGGACAGCUACUAUGAAUUGCUUUUCCAGUGCAGGUACAUCGGUACUUCUGUUGAGACUUUGGUUAUAGAAGUAUUAGAUCUUGUUGCCCCUCCCGUACCAGUCGCUGCCCUGGGACCCAUCAGUGUACACCUGAGGUUGGCUAAUGGCGAAUGCAAUACAAAGGGUUGUAAUGAAGUGGAUGUGGCCUAUACAUCAUUUUACACGGACACAGACUAUCCUGUGACCAAAGUACUGAGGGACCCUGUGUAUGUGGAGGUUCAACUCCUGGAAAAAACGGAUCCCAACCUCGUCCUGACUCUUGGUCGCUGUUGGACAACUACAAGCCCCUACCCUCACAGUCUGCCUCAGUGGAACAUUCUGAUAGACGGGUGUCCAUACAGGGAUGAUCGCUACCUGUCCGAACUGGUUCCGGUCGGGCCGUCAUCUGGUCUACAGUCUCCAAGUCACUUCAGGCGUUUCAUUUUCAAAAUGUUUACCUUUGUCAACCCUAAUUCAAUGAAACCCCUGAGUGAACAGGUGUUCAUUCACUGCAGCACAGCCGUGUGCACUAGUGGAGCGGGUCGCUCCUGUGAACCAUCAUGCUUCAGAAAAAGGAGAGACGUUCGGGCUGCGGACAAGAGCAAGGCUCAGUCAAAGGUCGUGGUUUCUGUUGGACCAGUGAUCAUGGGCGCCCCUCAGCAGUAAACAGCACAGCUUCAAGCUCGCGAAUCUGCCUGAAAACAUUUAUUAAAAGAUUUGAAACAUAAA
Trematomus bernacchii (emerald rockcod) is the source of this 1650-nucleotide messenger RNA. RefSeq names its product zona pellucida sperm-binding protein 4-like. Gene Ontology annotation, biological process: binding of sperm to zona pellucida; prevention of polyspermy. Lineage: Eukaryota; Metazoa; Chordata; Actinopteri; Perciformes; Nototheniidae. Gene Ontology annotation, molecular function: acrosin binding; structural constituent of egg coat. Bases 28 to 1587 code for a protein of 519 amino acids. The transcript has 8 exons. Gene Ontology annotation, cellular component: egg coat. The record is from RefSeq and is a predicted model, not a curated record.